Messenger RNA from Larimichthys crocea (large yellow croaker), 4080 nucleotides. RefSeq names its product leucine rich repeat containing 4C, genome duplicate a (gene lrrc4ca). Bases 1903 to 3846 code for a protein of 647 amino acids. Gene Ontology annotation, biological process: regulation of axonogenesis; synaptic membrane adhesion; modulation of chemical synaptic transmission. The record is from RefSeq and is a predicted model, not a curated record. Gene Ontology annotation, cellular component: postsynaptic density membrane; plasma membrane; glutamatergic synapse. The transcript is spliced from 3 exons. NCBI's taxonomy places the organism in Eukaryota, Metazoa, Chordata, Actinopteri, Sciaenidae. Gene Ontology annotation, molecular function: cell-cell adhesion mediator activity.
CACUCGCGCACACAAAUUGGUGCGCGCUUAAACAAUAAUUCCUUGUCCCUAUUAAAACUGGCCAAUGGAGAAGAAGGACAAAGGUCAAGAAUCAAUGAAUGAAUUAAUAAAUCAUGUGUGAUUCGGCGCAUGGGCUCCCUGCAGUGGAGAUAUUUUAGAAGUUCAAACAGAGAAAUGUGAAGACUGAAAGAAAGAGGGGGGAAACAGUAUUCGCUGCCCUCGCUGCUACAGUGCUGCGGCUGCCGUAACCACCAGCAGUGACUGUCGGAACGGUCUCACUUGGAGUGAACAGUUUGUCAGUGGGAGGUAACCUACGUGAUGCCCCCCGCGUGCGUUAAUCAAUUCAGUGUUGGUCAGUGAUGCGCGGUGCCGUUUUAUUCGCGCAUGUAAAUGCCGAGCGCACUGAGGUAUAGUAAAGCGCACCGAUGGAUACAUCCCGUGUGCGCGUAUUGGAACGAUGUCAUUAGUGAUCAAAUUUAAAGCAGCUUAAAACACACUGCGGUCGUCAGAGGAGAAGAAGAAGACGAGGCUUGGAUGGUCAGAACUGGAUAAUAACCCCCUAAACAAUUCCUUACCCUCCACGCGUGUCAAUGGAUAGGCGAGGCUUGAAUAGGCGAAAUGCAUACAUAGAUGGAACGAGGGCGCACAAGUGAUGACUGCCUUUGGUGAACUAUAACUCCCGACCAGACAGGGCGAACCAAGGCUCGGCGCGAAAAUCAUGUAAGAAUUUAGCUUUUUGGUGAUAUAAGGAAGGCUCCCUACACUUCAAGCCGCUGCUUCAAUCCCCGAUGGUGCUUUGAAAGGUUUCUUGAGGAUACCUGCUGGAUGCUUUUUUUCUUCUUUCGAUGUUGCAUCCCACAUUAAGGCAUUUUCCCUCUCGAGAAUGGAGAUCGGAGCCACCUGAAGAGAAGAAAGAGAUAUUGUUUGAUCCCGGCAACUUUAUCAAUUCUCUCGUGUGUAGGAUAUCUAUUGAGUCACUAAACUGCGGGACUUCUUUCAUCGACAUAACCAGGAGGGAGGAAAAAGAAAUAAACAUCUUGAAAUCCGCACUGGGCUGUGAGGUGAAAUCUAAUCAGAUCCAGCUGGCUUGAUGACUGAGAAGUAAUACGGACUUGAAAAAGAAAAAAAAGUUACGUUUAAAAACGACAGAGAUCGGGACGGUAAACUAACCCAACCUCUGUCCCCUCAAUGUAUGGAUGAUACAUUCAGGUCUGCCAUACAGUCUAAUAACGGGCUCUUCAGGAUGGAUCUACCUGGAAAUUGACCACACGAGGUUCUCCGCGUUUCACAUGCUGUAGAGAGAUCACUUUUUUAAACAUUUAAUUAGACCCAAGAGAAAAUAAGAACACUUUUACUUUACAUUCGUCUAACUCAUCAUUUGGAGAAAAUCUGGGACCACAGUGGGCAUCGCUUUGCAUCGGGAGAGUAGUUUCAACAAUGGCACUUGUAGGUGCCUCCGUGUUAUGUGCGUCCUGAAAUAUAUAUAUAUAUAUAUUUAUAUAUUUAUAUAUAUUUAUAUAUAUAUGUCGGAGGAAAUAUCGGAUCAUCAUCGCUGUGAGAGUUAAUUGUCAUCCAGACUGAUUUGUGGAUUAUAUGCCACGUCGUUUUGAGAGUGGGGAACACAAUGUGUCUGACAAGAAAAUAUCAGCACGGAUUCUGCAAAAUCGCCUGAGAAUUGCGGAUGUUUUUUCGAUGCAGUUUUUGGGGAGGGAGCGGAACAGGGACCGUUCUCCGUCUAAAGCAGAGACCCUGCAGACCUCGGUGUCUUUGUGAACAAGGACAGCUUCAUGGUGGAUUUGAAGUUAACAUGAGGAUGACCAGAACCACUUGGAACUGUGAUUGAAUUGGCAGUGAGCCCAAAUCCUCUUUCCAAAGAGUGGAAGACCAGUAAAUGAAUUAUGAAUGUUAAACAAGAUGACCUCCUCUCAGCAGCAGCAGAUGAUGCGAGGUCCUAGGUGGAACCGGGCCUUGUCCGACCCUUUGUUUGUGCUGCUUCUAGCCCUCCAGCUGCUGGUUGUGGCAGGGCUGGUACGUGCUCAGACGUGCCCCUCUGUCUGCUCCUGUAGUAACCAGUUUAGCAAAGUCAUCUGCACCCGGCGAGGCCUGCGGGAUGUCCCUGAUGGCAUCUCUACCAACACACGCUACCUGAAUCUGCAAGAAAAUCUCAUUCAGGUCAUAAAGGUGGACAGCUUCAAGCACCUAAGACAUCUAGAGAUCCUGCAGCUAAGCAAAAACCACAUACGCAAAAUUGAGCUUGGGGCCUUCAAUGGACUGGCCAACCUCAAUACCUUGGAGCUUUUUGAUAAUCGCCUCACUACUAUCCCAAACGGGGCAUUUGAGUACCUGUCCAAACUAAAGGAGCUUUGGCUGAGGAAUAACCCCAUAGAGAGCAUUCCCUCCUAUGCUUUCAACAGAGUGCCCUCAUUACGACGGUUGGACCUUGGGGAGCUCAAACGGCUCUCCUAUAUAUCCGAGGGGGCAUUUGAAGGGCUGAGCAAUCUUCGCUACUUAAAUCUGGGAAUGUGCAACCUGAAGGAAAUUCCCAACCUUAUUCCCCUGGUGAAGCUGGAUGAACUGGAGAUGUCAGGGAACCAGCUAUCUGUCAUCAGACCUGGCUCUUUUAAAGGACUCAUCCAUUUGCAGAAACUAUGGAUGAUGCAUGCCCAGAUCCAGACCAUAGAAAGGAACUCUUUUGAUGACCUGCAGUCUCUUGUGGAGCUCAAUCUAGCCCAUAACAAUCUUACCCUCUUGCCCCAUGAUCUCUUCACUCCUUUACAUCACCUUGAGAGGGUGCACUUGCACCACAACCCGUGGAAUUGUAACUGUGACAUCCUCUGGCUAAGCUGGUGGCUUAAGGAGAUGGUACCAGCAAACACCAGCUGCUGUGCCCGUUGCAGCUCACCAUCCCAUCAUAAGGGACGGUACAUUGGUGAGCUGGACCAGAACUACUUUCACUGUUAUGCUCCUGUUAUUGUGGAGCCUCCAGCAGACCUAAAUGUGACAGAGGGAAGUGCUGCAGAGUUGAAAUGCAGAGCCAGCUCCUUGACCUCGGUAAGCUGGAUUACACCCAACGGUUCCAUCAUGACACAUGGUGCGUACAAGGUCAGAAUCUCUGUGCUGAAUGACGGCACUCUGAACUUUACCAACGUCACCAUGCAGGACACAGGCACGUAUACAUGUAUGGUCAGUAAUUCUGCAGGUAACACAACAGCAUCUGCCACUCUCAAUGUGUCCUCUACAGAGAACAGCAGCUUCAGCUACUUCACCACAGUAACAGUCGAAACUAUAGAAACGCCACAUAACGAAGGCUUCACCACUACCGUGCAACAGAAGGUGGGCACCACCCCCUCAGCUGGUACAUGGGAGUCUGUGUCACCCACCUCUACAACCACCACCACAGUCCGGACCCCACUAUCUACCACAGCCACAGAGAAGACUUAUACAAUCCCAGUCACAGAGAUAGGCGGGGAAGGCUUGAAUGGCUUGGAUGAGGUCAUGAAGACGACCAAGAUCAUCAUUGGCUGCUUUGUUGCAAUCACACUCAUGGCAGCUGUCAUGCUGAUUAUCUUCUACAAGAUGCGCAAACAGCACCACCAGCAAAACCACCACGCACCCACACGUACCAUUGAGAUCAUAAAUGUGGACGAGGACUGUGUAACAGGAGGCCCAGGUAUGGAGGGCCACCUGACUCUGCCUCCUCUUGAGCACGAGCACCUCAACCACUACAACACCUAUAAGACUGCAUACAACCAUGCCUCCACUAUCAACUCCAUACACAGCUCAGCGCACGAACCUUUGUUAAUCCGGGCCAGCUCAAAAGACAAUGUACAAGAGACCCAAAUCUAAUACUUUUUUUUUUUUUUUUCAAAAUGAGACAUUAUAAAACUGAUGGAAUUGCAUAAAGAUAUUACUGACAGGACAUUACUGACAAUUGCUUCUGAGGACUAUGGCUCAAACAAGGAGGUUUGGAAACAUGGUGUGUUUGGCAAAUCAGUGACUGGUUAUGUUUAUUCAAUGACUUUGGGAAUUAGGGUAUGUCUACUGUUUCAAAAAGUGUCUUUACAAAACAGAAGUUAUUUA